Molecule: messenger RNA, 1142 nt
Organism: Durusdinium trenchii
Lineage: Eukaryota; Dinophyceae; Suessiales; Symbiodiniaceae
Source: the annotation of a GenBank genome assembly
AUGGACAUUCAGCAUAUGACGGAGGCAGCACAGAAGCACGUGACAUUCCUCAACCCUCUUCUGGAGACACUGAAAGAUGUGGACAAGGGACAGCUGCCUCUCAUUGAUGAUCCAGAUCAGAUCAAGUCGUUGGAGGAGAUGGUCCCCAUGAAUUUGCAAGCCAUCGCCAAAGAAUUGAUGUCUGCUGAGUCUGCUGCUGAUGAUGAGUCACCGCCACCGACAUCAAUGCUGGCAGGAACCGCUCUGACAUCAGCCUUGGAUGCCAUACCCAGUCUACUAGACUCCCGUGGGGAUAAGACCUUGACCGAGGUGAUGGCUUGGCUUCAAGGCCUUUGGGGGUCAAAUGGAUCUCCAUCGUUCCAGGUUGGAGUCUCCGAAGCUGAUCGCAAGAACUUGCAAGCUUUGAAGACGACAGGAGUCUUGAACAUUGUUCCAAAAAAGUUUCAUGCGUUACGUCUUCUCAUUGAACUCCUGGGUGAGACGGCCAACUUUCCCGUGACUCCUUUGCGGCAGUUCCUUGAGCGGGCCUUUGCCUUCUCCACCACUUGGGCGGAAGCAGCUGCCAAUGCAGAUGACGGCAAACUCUCUGAGUCGAAGUCACUCCAGCUUGGAACCAGCUUGUAUUCCGAUUUGAUGAAGAUCGCCUUCCCAGACCCCAGUGACUCCAGUGGCUCAGGUCCCAAGGACGAGAAUGGGAUUGGCAAGUUGACCCAGGAAGCUUGUGAGAGAUUGCGCCAGCAGCUGGAUACCCUUGGCAUGAAGUGGCUCAAGGACAUGGCCAACGACAACAGCAGCGACAGUUCCAAGCCACUUUCUGAUAUCGCUGCUGGGACCAUCGUGAGCCCAACACCACGCUUGAAAGAUGCCAUUGCAACCUGCAGACUCAUCCCGCAGAUCAGCAAGAUCCAAAGCACCUCCAAGGAGCUUCAAGGUGGUGAGUCAACAUUCAGCAGCCUGGGCGAUGUUCUUUCGCUGUAUGUGAUGGCUAGCUCAAUGGACGCAGGACUGAUGGAGGCCAUCUCACCUUCCUCCAUCGAAGCUUGCACCAGCUUUCAGAAAUGUGUGGAUCAGACCUUCCGUGAUUUGUGCGCUACCUUUCUGCAGAAUGCAGACCAAUUCAAGAUCCUGGCGGAGAAGUACGA